This is a messenger RNA of Penicillium hordei, 1083 nucleotides long. RefSeq names its product ankyrin repeat domain-containing protein. Bases 1 to 1083 code for a protein of 360 amino acids. NCBI's taxonomy places the organism in Eukaryota, Fungi, Ascomycota, Eurotiomycetes, Eurotiales, Aspergillaceae. The record is from RefSeq and is a predicted model, not a curated record. Gene Ontology annotation, molecular function: protein binding. The transcript has a single exon.
AUGUCUUCACAACAGCAGCGUCAACAGCAGCUAAUUCUAAAUGCACGCCGACGUCGGAUGCAGAUGAUAACUGCUAAGCGACAACCAAACCCUAGCAGAAACAGUGGCACUCUUUUAGGACAGCAAAUGCAGCCUCAAUCAGGGACAAUGGGGUCCAAAUAUGAUGACCUGCCCAUACUAGAACCCGCUGAUGUUAUCUUCAUCGGUGAAAAUCCUCAGUCGGUCGGUCUAGUUCCCGCCUUCUUCGGGUCCUUCGAAUCCGCCUGCCAGCACGGGCCCCUCUCAAUCAUUCAGUCCAUUGUCUCAUCUAAAAACCUCACACCUGCUUUUCUUCACCAUGGUCUUACACGUGCCCUACGCUCUGGUAAUAUUGAGAUUGCUCGUUAUCUCCUCACUAGUGGCGCACCAAUUGUCCGCGAAACUCCAAGCAAUAUCUUCUUCGUAACUUUGGAACAGCAAAUUGCCCUCUUUGAGCUCUUUACCCAGUAUGGAUGGACUCCCAACACCCCAGGUUACUAUGGUAGUAUCCUGCUCCCUCGGACUGUCAACAGACUCCCUCUUCUUCGUUGGUUCAUCGACCAUGGAGCCAAUCCCAACCUUGGUGUGCAAAGAACCACCCAUGACAGGCGUGGUGGGCCAGAUACUUCCUCAUGUGCUGCACUCGAGGCAGCCGCAGUUCGUGGAGGGGUCGAGGCUAUGCGUAUGAUUCUAGAUGCAGGGGCUAAGAUCCAAAACGGUGUACCACUACACCAUGCUGCUGGAGCUUGUCCCCCCGGCGCGAAUCCGCAUGCUGGGCGUGUGGUACCGAGCCGAGAAUUUGACACCGGCAGGAUUCCAGUAAUGGCACUAUUGGUCGAUCGUGGGGCUGAUGUUAAUCAGAGAGAAGAGUCGCGACAUAUGGUCCCGCAAUACGCGAUUGUGCAUGCGGUGAUGGCAGGAGCAGUUGAGCGGGUCAAGUGGUUGUUAGAGCAUGGGGCAGAUCCGUGUAUAAGAGGAAGCUGGGGUAGUGCAGCUGAAUAUGCACGCACCUCAGGGAACGAAGAGAUAAUCAAGGUCAUUGAGGAAUUUACUGAAAAUGGUUGA